Messenger RNA from Rhipicephalus microplus (southern cattle tick), 1179 nucleotides. Its product is annotated as venom metalloproteinase BumaMPs1. Gene Ontology annotation, molecular function: metalloendopeptidase activity. Gene Ontology annotation, biological process: membrane protein ectodomain proteolysis. The record is from RefSeq and is a predicted model, not a curated record. Lineage: Eukaryota; Metazoa; Arthropoda; Arachnida; Ixodida; Ixodidae.
UCAAGCUGUAAGUGACCGCUUAACCAGCAGCCUGAAAUGCUCGGUAUCAUACAUUUUUACUCGUGGAGCGUCGCAAUGGCCAUGUGGAAUCCGUGGUCAUUCGCCGUAGGAGGCUUUGCAGUCCAUCCCGUGGUGCAUGAACAUAAAGAAAACGACCAAAUGAAGAUCGUUGUUAUUGAGCCCGGUCGUGCCAUGGAGCUGAAGAGGGCAUCCAUCCUGGCGCCAGUCAUUGUGCUUCGUGAAUACACCAAACAAAGAACUACCGAGAGAUACGUGAAUGGCACAUUUUAUGAACGGCACCUCUAUGAAAACCCUUACCUUAAAGCAUCAUUGUUAGUUAAACCACACAGAAGAGGACACUAUCAUAUUGUGGGCGUCAUUAAUUCAACGCAUUAUAUAAAACCAUUAAGAAACCAGAUGGAUUUCAAGGGAAGAACACGGCAUAUUAUACAGAAGAUUCCAUCCUCGCAAGGUCACACCUGCCAGAAUACGAUAGGUGCAAGAUCUAUCUUCAGCGAAAUUUUUGGAUUACCAAGAGCGAAAAAACAGCCCCGUGUGCAUAUCAUUGAGACUUCUAUUAUCAGCGACUACAGCCAUACGAAGAGCCUUGAAGUUAGUUCGCUGGAUCCUUUAGAGUACGUGAUAACAUAUAUGCACCGGGUGAGCCUUGACUUUAACCAGCUAAAGCCCUCUGUUAAAAUCAUGCUGACCGGAUACCAGACCACACGUGAGGAAGACGUCGAAUAUGUCAACUUCACAUCAAGAGGAGUUCUGGCAGCGAUGGAAACGGUAGUAAAGCUAACAAGCUAUGUCGCAAAAACGAAACCGCAUAAGGAAGCUGACUUGGUCAUCCUCAUCUCAGCAGCUGAUAGACGAGUGGACGAGGCGACGGGCAGUGGUUCAUUUGAAACCGCCCCACUGAUCGAGCUGGGUGACUGCUCACCUUCGCACGACCGCGCCGCUACCGCACCAAUGAUUUCCUGCGAAGCCGGUGUGAAGACGCAGACGUUGCUGCAGAAUGCCGUGCAGAUGAUCCAAGCACUUUUGGGAGCUGUGCAAACGCUUUUGGCUGGUCCAAAAAGCGGUCACCCCGCUGUUAUGUUGCCUUUGCCAACGUGCAGCGGAUAUGGUGAUCUGCCCACUGUGCGAGAUUACCUCGACUCUCUGUCCCGGUACUAG